GGGCUGCCGGAACCCCACGUCGCUACGAGCUGAUCCCCAACGCUGCAGAGGGCCGGACACAACGUGGCGGUGAAUCGCGUGCCGGGAUUCCAUGCUUAGUGCAUUGGCACGGCUCCUUUUCGAAGAACUUGUCAGAUUUUGAUGUCGCCGCGGCCCGAGCAUCCCUAAGGAUGGAUCGCGUCCCCCUAUAUAUCUCAUAUAAUGGCGCCCAGAGGCUUCGAUUCCUCCAACAGGCGUUUGACACUGAAACGGAGUAGACGACCACGGCUCGAUCCAUGGUCUUUUUUGUCUUGACUCUAGCCCUUCGUUCCUCGUGCAUACGGUAAUCAGACAUCAUCCAGCACCAUGGCGGGCGGCAAGAGACCCGAAGUGCACCCAGUUCAAGACUUGGAGAAGGAUAUGGUAGGAUGGGAGGGUGACGAUGACCCGGCGAACCCUAGGAACUACCCUGUAUCUCGGAAAUGGUUUCUGAUGCUACUGGUUAGCACUAUCACAUUCAUCAGUCCGUUCGCUUCUUCCGUUUUCUCCCCGGGUGUCGUGUACGCAGAGGAGGAAUUUGGCGUCACAUCGAGUAUACUGGGAACACUGUCGGUGACAGGCUAUCUGAUCGGUUAUGUGACUGGACCUCUGAUUUUCUCCCCGAUGAGUGAGAUGCUCGGCCGACGAAUCGUUCUCAGUGGCGCCAAUACGUUCUUCGUGGCUUUCCAGGUGGGCUGCGCGCUGGCUCCCAAUAUCUCGGCCCUGAUUGUCUUUCGCUUCCUCACUGGUAUCGGUGGAUCUGCCUGUCUGACCACGGGUGGUGGUGUGGUGGCCGACCUGUUCGUGGCCGAGCAGCGCGGAAUCGCAAUGGCCGUCUACACGACCGGUAUCCUGAUCGGACCCGUUCUGGGGCCCCUUCUCGGAGGCUUCAUCGCCCAGAGAGCAGGGUGGCAUUGGGUCUUCUGGGUGCUGGUCAUUGCGGGCGGCACGCUCUCCGCCCUGGUCAUGAUCUUCAACCGCGAGACGAACCCCGUCGUGCUUAUGCGCUGGAAAACCGAGCGCCUUCGCAAGGAGCUUAAUCGCCCCGAGCUGUACAGCUGCUACGAACCGAACGGAGGCGACUCUAAAGCCUCAUUCCGGAGCUCCCUGGGAAAGCGGUUGAUCAUGCCCUUCUACCUCUUGGUCCGUUCGCCGAUUGUCUUUCCUGUCGCCACCUACCUCGCCACUCUCUACGGAUGUCUUUACCUGCUGUUUACCACCAUCAGCGACGUGUUCAAAAAGACCUACGGCUGGGACACUGAGAUCAGUGGUCUCGCGUAUCUCGGGCUCGGAGUGGGCUUCAUCAGCGGCCAGAUCUUCUUCGCCCUGGUCAGUGAUCGCAUCAUCACCCGGCUGAAGGUGCGUAACAACAACGUGUUCGAGCCGGAGAUGCGACUGUCGAUCACCAUAUUCUUCGCCUUCUUCAUCCCGGUCUCGUUCUUCUGGUAUGGGUGGUCCGCCAAGGCGAAGGAUUUCUGGAUCGUUCCCAUCAUUGGACUGGCUCCCUUUGCGUUCGGCAUGGUCGGCAUCUACAAUACGCUGCAGACAUAUGUCAUUGACUGCUACCCCCGGUAUGCUGCAUCGGGAACCGCCGCCAUGGUCAUCACCCGGUCGCUGAUGGGUGCCUUUCUGCCUCUGGCGGGUCCCCGCAUGUACGCGGCGUUGGGCUAUGGGUGGGGAAAUUCCCUGCUGGGCUUCGUCACGCUGGCCAUGAUCCCGGUGCCGGUUCUGUUCUACAAGUAUGGCGGACAAGUCCGGAAGGCAUCCGAAUUGAACCUGUAAUCGCUUGCAGUGCUUUGAUUUAAUGGUGAAAUGGGUGGUUCCCCGUGGUUAAGACACCACGGUCGGGACCAGGGAAAAAUGAUGCAUAAUGGGAUUGUGAUGCGUGGUUUGAUUAUUAUUCGUCUUUUCAUUUCUUGGUCUCUUCAACACGUACAUAUAGAGUACACUUUUUUUUUCGGUAGUAUCUUGGAUGGCGUUUGGCGCGGGGGAAGCAAACUGGGAGCCGGGAACCCAGUCCGAGGCUGGUCCCGGAUUGUAUAUAGAGGACAGGACUGGGGGAGUGUUGAUAUGUAAUGUUGCUUUACGAUGAUAAAUAAUAGAUGGUGUUUUUGGGA
This is a messenger RNA of Aspergillus sclerotioniger CBS 115572, 2135 nucleotides long. Its product is annotated as MFS transporter. Lineage: Eukaryota; Fungi; Ascomycota; Eurotiomycetes; Eurotiales; Aspergillaceae. Gene Ontology annotation, molecular function: transmembrane transporter activity. Gene Ontology annotation, biological process: transmembrane transport. The transcript has 6 exons. The record is from RefSeq and is a predicted model, not a curated record. The coding region runs from base 346 to 1800 and encodes 484 amino acids.